CGGCUCUAUACAUGAUCUAUAGGGAAGCAUUUCGAAGACUUCCGAUGUGAGUCACUAUGGAGUAUGCUUUGCCACCCCAAAUCUGGCACGUGACUGCUGUAUCCAAGGCGGCGGCGGGACCUGAAAGUAGCAAUCCAUGAGCAGUCAACCAGUGGAGCAGUUGCCGACCUGCACCGCUCUGGAGAUGUGAGCAUCAGUCGUGAUGCCCUCUUAUUUUUACCACAUUGCGAUCGAACUAUUUACUCACCCGCAAUCUGACCUCCAAGGCGCCUAUCCAGGCGUGGACAAGCACGCUUCCACGUCACUGGCGUUCGACUCCGCAUGUGAAGCUCUACUCCCGUUCCAGAAGCGCCCGCGGCCCUCUACCUGGACACACCGAUCCUCUCGCCAUCAAUCGGUUGCAAAACAUCACCGUGCGAAUCCUCCCACCGAAACCGGUCUCACAAACACUGAAGCCAACGUUCGAGAUACCACUACCCCUCAUCCCUACGUGAGCUCGCCGACAAGCGCAUCCGACCUCGAGAAGGACCUCCGAUUUGAUAAGGUGUCUAUCGAGUGCAUUGAUAUGGUUCCGUCUGAGCAGGAAGCGGCAGCUGCGAAGCGGACAGGUUGGAAAGACCCCAAAGAAAACCCGAUCGCGACGGGCAUCGGGACCGAUAUCCUCGGUGGUCUCCGCACGAAAGGCCAAUACAUACCGCUGGAUCAGAGCACAUCGGAGAGUGUCUGGGGAAUUGUACACCUAUAUCGGGACACCCAGGAAACACCGUACCUGGUAGAGGAUGACUAUCCAUCGUACCUGAAGGGUUCUGCGGCCGCCGCGAGACAACCAUACGAUGAGCCGGGCGGAAGUAGCAGACCCCCGCGCGGGGAGGAGUAUAUGCCGGAUGAGGAUUGCACAACGCUCUGCAUUCUAGCUGUUCCUUCUUAUAUGUCACCGUCUGAUUUCUUGGGAUUUGUUGGCGAGAAUACUAUGAACGACGUCAGUCAUUUUCGGAUGAUCCGGACCGCUCGAGCGAAUCGGUAUAUGGUAUUGAUCAAGUUCCGCAGCGGAAAGAAGGCCAGAGAAUGGCAGAAGGAUUGGAAUGGGAAAGUGUUCAAUAGCAUGGAGCCGGAAACGUGUCAUGUCGUCUUCGUGAAAACUGUUGAAAUCCAAGCCGUUGAGCCGGAAACGCAGUCGGAUGACUCGCAGAGCGGGCUGCUUUCUCCUCACACCGCGAUGAGCCCUAUACGCACGACACCAAUUUCAACCUCUCAAUCAGCCAUACCCUCCGCUAGUCUCUCGACCAGGCCUCUGGCGCCUCCGACACCAGCACUGAUCGAGCUUCCAACAUGUCCGGUGUGCCUGGAACGUAUGGAUGAAACCACCGGCUUGCUGACCAUCAUCUGCCAGCAUGUGUUUCACUGCACGUGUCUACAGAAGUGGAAGGGCAGCGGCUGUCCCGUCUGCCGAUACACGCAGGACGACGUCCGACGGAACAGCCAAGGUGCGCUGUAUGACGACGAAUCAGCCGAGUGCAGCGUGUGUCAUUCCGAUAUGAAUCUGUGGGUCUGCCUCAUCUGCGGGAGCAUCGGCUGUGGGCGCUACGACGGAGCCCAUGCCUUUGAGCAUUACAAGGACACGGCGCAUGCCUUCGCCAUGGAUAUUUCUACGCAGCGCGUGUGGGACUACGUUGGCGACGCCUACGUUCAUCGUAUCAUUCAGAGCAAAACCGACGGCAAGCUCGUGGAGCUCCCUGCAGCGGAUAACAGCGCCCUCGACCCUCCGGACUGGACGGACGCCGUGCCCCGGGAAAAGCUUGAGAACAUGAGCGUGGAAUAUACCCACCUCCUCACCAGCCAGUUGGAGAGCCAACGGGCUUAUUUUGAAGAGGUGGUCGAGCGUGCCGUGGACAAAGCAUCCCAGGCUAGUGCGGCGGCCACUUCGGCACAGGAAGCGGUCGAGAAAGCCACCGCAAGUCUCAGGAGUCUACAGGGGCAAUAUGACGAUCUGACGCGCGAGAUCAUUCCCGGCCUUGAGCGAGAUAAGGCUCGAGCCGAGAAACGGGCAGAGAAGUUCGAGUCGAUGACGCGCAAGAUGGAAAAGGAGUGGCGGGAGGAAAAGACGAUGAACGAGAACUUGAUAGAACGGGUAGAACUGUUGAAGUCGGAAGUGGAGAAUCUAAAACUGGCGAAUGCGGACCUGACAGAGCAGAACCGGGACUUGACCUUCUUCAUCAGCGGGUCAGAACGGUUGAAGGACCAAGGCGAGGAAGUGGUGCAGGGGACAGUGAGUGUUCCUGAGCCAGAGAAGCCCAAGAAGAAAGGAAAGGGAAGGAAGAAGUGACGCUUGUCGGUUCUCGAUGGAGACUACAGGCUCGCCGGUCGAGUCGGUCAUUACAGCAGCGAGAUGCAGUUGCUUCGUACAGCUGCCCUUUUAUCAAUUACCCGUGUACUCUAAUACCAUAGCCAGGCCAUUAGCAAUGCAACAGACUUAAUCC
Molecule: messenger RNA, 2477 nt
Organism: Aspergillus ibericus CBS 121593
Lineage: Eukaryota; Fungi; Ascomycota; Eurotiomycetes; Eurotiales; Aspergillaceae
Product: putative RING and UBP finger domain protein
Exons: 2
Coding region: 203-2323 (706 amino acids)
Biological process (GO): protein ubiquitination; Ras protein signal transduction
Cellular component (GO): cytoplasm
Molecular function (GO): zinc ion binding; ubiquitin protein ligase activity
Source: RefSeq, a predicted model, not a curated record